Molecule: messenger RNA, 1724 nt
Organism: Jaculus jaculus (lesser Egyptian jerboa)
Lineage: Eukaryota; Metazoa; Chordata; Mammalia; Rodentia; Dipodidae
Gene: Adora2b
Product: adenosine A2b receptor
Exons: 2
Coding region: 1-999 (332 amino acids)
Biological process (GO): G protein-coupled adenosine receptor signaling pathway; adenylate cyclase-activating G protein-coupled receptor signaling pathway; vasodilation
Cellular component (GO): membrane
Molecular function (GO): G protein-coupled adenosine receptor activity
Source: RefSeq, a predicted model, not a curated record
AUGCAUCUGGAGACGCAGGACGCGCUGUACGUGGCUCUGGAGCUGGUCAUCGCCGCGCUGUCGGUGGCGGGCAACGUGCUGGUGUGCGCCGCUGUGGGCACGUCGAGAGAGCUGCAGACGCCCACCAACUACUUCCUGGUGUCCCUGGCGGCGGCCGACGUGGCCGUGGGGCUCUUCGCCAUCCCCUUCGCCGUCACCAUCAGCCUGGGCUUCUGCACGGACUUCCACAGCUGCCUGUUCCUCGCCUGCUUCGUGCUGGUGCUCACGCAGAGCUCCAUCUUCAGCCUCCUGGCGGUGGCCGUCGACAGGUACCUGGCCAUCCUCGUCCCGCUCAGGUAUAAAAGUUUGGUCACCGGGACCCGAGCAAGAGGUGUCAUUGCUGUCCUUUGGGUGCUUGCUUUCAGCAUUGGAUUAACUCCAUUCCUGGGGUGGAACAGUAAAGAUAAAGCCACCAACAACUGCACAGAGACCUGGCAUGGGACCACAAAUGGAAGCUGCUGCCCUGUGAAGUGUCUCUUUGAGAAUGUGGUCCCCAUGAGCUACAUGGUGUAUUUCAAUUUCUUUGGCUGUGUCCUGCCCCCACUGCUCAUAAUGCUGGUAAUCUACAUGAAGAUCUUCAUGGUGGCCUGCAGGCAGCUUCAGCGCAUAGAGCUGAUGGACCACUCAAGAACCACUCUUCAGCGAGAGCUCCAUGCAGCCAAGUCCCUGGCUAUGAUUGUGGGUAUAUUUGCUCUGUGCUGGCUACCAGUACAUGCCAUAAACUGCGUCACUCUUUUCCAGCCAGCUCUGGCUAAGGACAAGCCCAAGUGGGCAAUGAAUGUAGCCAUUCUCCUGUCACAUGCUAAUUCAGUUGUCAAUCCUAUUGUGUAUGCCUACCGGAACCGAGACUUCCGCUGUACUUUUCACAAAAUCAUCUCCAGGUACGUUCUCUGCCAGACAGAUUCCAAGAGUGGGAGUGGGCAAGCCAGGGCACAGCCUGCUCUCCGUGUGGGUUUAUAACCUAGGCUCCAGCCUCUUGGAGGAGAAGACACAAACGAGAUGGAACAUGAUUGACUGAUUCUCACUGUGAAAGACAGUCACACCUCACAGCGUAUGAGCUGCCUCUUCUGAGCACUUGCCUGGAGUUACACAUAUCUAGCUAAUAGAAACACAUGAUUACGUAUGCUCCAGGGAUUACCAAACAUUUAUGGUUCUGUUUGGCUAUUUGUUUUGAGUGAGUGAUGCCAACGGCUUGAAUGGAUUCUAAAAGAUUGUUUUAUUUAAAGAGUCUGCCUCAUUCAUGGUAGGACAUGACUGAAACUUAUUUUACUGUGAAACACUGUGAACAAUUAUAAUGCAAGUAUUUUUUAAUUUAUAGCAAUGGAAAAAUAAAAGCUGGCAGCAGUAAUGUAUACUUAUUCCCAAGAUAAUGGCCAAGAAAACUAAAAGUACAAUUCUUCAACUGUAUUCAUUUAGGGGAUAAGACUUUUCUAAAAUUUUAAGUAGAAUUACCAUCAGAAAACAAUUGUAAGCUCCAUAAUUUUCUAUUUAUAAAACACUAGAGGAAGAAACGAGACAAAAGGAACCCAUCUUCUACUGGAUUACCCCUUCCCAGGUAUAGGGUUUUGGUUGUCUCCCAAGUUUCAAGUUUGUUGGAACCAAAAGUAUGAACAUUUUAAUAAGCAAAAUUAUAUAAUUGUGUAUGUAUAUUCAAUGAAAUAAAAAUAAAACUUUCUAAAAAGCAA